This is a messenger RNA of Acyrthosiphon pisum (pea aphid), 954 nucleotides long. RefSeq lists its product as uncharacterized. The transcript has a single exon. The coding region runs from base 1 to 954 and encodes 317 amino acids. Lineage: Eukaryota; Metazoa; Arthropoda; Insecta; Hemiptera; Aphididae. The record is from RefSeq and is a predicted model, not a curated record.
AUGAAAAGUGGUUCAUUUAGUGGACUCCAAAAGAGAAUUUGUGAAAUAGUGCCCAAUGCAACUUUUAUGCACUGCUGUUCUCAUAAUAUUAACUUAAUAAUAUGUGAUGCCGCUAAGAGUUCCAGGAAAGUUCAAUCAUUUUUUGAAAUUGUACAAGAUAUUUUCAAUUUUUUUAGUUCAAGUGGUCCCCGGUGGACCGAUUUAGCUUUCGGCGAAGAAGAAGGAACUGUUAUUAGAAAAGUUGUAUUAAAAAAACUAUGCGCAACUCGGUGGGAAGCCCGUCAUAAUGCAUUAUAUUCUUUGAGAAUGCGGUUUGUAGAUAUUUUAAAAGCUCUCACAAAAUUACAGUUGACAAGUACAAAAAAAAAUGAAAGAGAUAUGGCCUUAGCUCUUAAGAAAAAGUUAGAAUCACCAGAAUUUAUUUUGAUAUUGUGUGUUUGGGAAAAUAUUUUAAAGUCUAUGCAAUUUGUAUCCAAAAAACUGCAGUCUGUUGACUUGCAUUUGCAACAGGCCUUGGAUCAAUUAAAUACGGCCAUCUCAGAUAUCAAAUUGAUGCGUGAAAACUAUGAUACAAUUGUUGACAAAGCAAAAAAAAUGUGUGAUUCAUGGAGUAUACCAUUUACAUUCCAUCAAAGCCGUGAACGGUAUAGUAAAUUAUUUCCCGGUGAAAUUGAUGGUGAUAGACGACUAACAAUUACCCAGGAUAAUUUUAAAGUAACUGUUUUUUAUCCUGUUAUUGAUACUAUAUUAUCACAGCUAAAAUUUAGAUUUACUGGAUUGAACACUGUAUGUGAUUAUUUCAGAUUUUUAAUACCGUUUAGUAUGAUUUCAAUGACAAAAGAACUUUUAAUUAGGUCAACUUAUGAUUUUAUUGAAAAGUACCGUGACGAUAUUAGUAGUGACUUCACGCGUCAAAUAGUCAGUCUUCAAGAUUUUUUUUCUUUCAAAGGAUAA